AUGGCCAGAACUAUCAAUCCAAUCAUCGUCAUUGUGGCGAUUGUCACUCUUCUUCUUGUGGUGUUCAGAUCUCCAGCCGGUAAAGAGACUGCGGUGAAUACUUACUCGUCUGUCACUGGCACUGUUCAAGAUGCUCUUCAGAACAACUACAUCUUGUCUUUCGAGCCCACCAAGAAGGCCAAGAGCACCAAGGAGGCCGAGGAGAUGAAGAAGCAGUUGGACAAGGCUGUGGCUGAGUACAAGUCGUACUUGGAGAACGACUUGGGUUCUCAGGUGAAGGAUACCUACGACUCUACUAUCCACGGCUUGAGCGUGCAAUUGGACCAGACCCAGAAACUCUUGAAAGCUUUGGGCAAAAAGGCCACUGGCAAGGCUGACAAGCACGAGACGCUUGCCAUUGACAAGCUCCAGGAGCUUUUCUACAAGUUCAAGGGUGACGACCUCAAGAAGUUGGGCAUCCAGAUCAAGUUGGAGAAGGACAAGCUCGUCCACGCCAACCACUGA
This is a messenger RNA of Candidozyma auris, 504 nucleotides long. RefSeq lists its product as uncharacterized. The record is from RefSeq and is a predicted model, not a curated record. Lineage: Eukaryota; Fungi; Ascomycota; Pichiomycetes; Serinales; Metschnikowiaceae. The coding region runs from base 1 to 504 and encodes 167 amino acids. The transcript has a single exon.